This is a messenger RNA of Triticum aestivum (bread wheat), 2927 nucleotides long. RefSeq names its product probable acyl-CoA dehydrogenase IBR3. The transcript is spliced from 16 exons. The record is from RefSeq and is a predicted model, not a curated record. Gene Ontology annotation, cellular component: cytoplasm. Bases 116 to 2617 code for a protein of 833 amino acids. Gene Ontology annotation, biological process: fatty acid beta-oxidation using acyl-CoA dehydrogenase. Gene Ontology annotation, molecular function: acyl-CoA dehydrogenase activity; flavin adenine dinucleotide binding. Lineage: Eukaryota; Viridiplantae; Streptophyta; Magnoliopsida; Poales; Poaceae.
AAAAACAGAGAGGGCGAAGCGAGCUGUUCCACAGUCGUCGUCCCCUGUCUGCCCCCCCCCCCCGUCCUCCGCCCGCAAUCGAAUCCCGGGGGCUGGUGACUGGCGAGCGAGCGGGAUGGCGACGAUGACCUCGGAGCUGCUGCGGCCGGUGCACGCGGCGCAGGCGCUGGACGAGGCGGCGCUGCUGCGCUACGCGGCCGCGCACGUCCCGGGCUUCCCCGGGCCCGCGCCGUCGCUCGCCCUCACGCAGUUCGGCCACGGCCAGUCCAACCCCACCUACUGCAUCCAGGCCUCCGCGCCCGGCGGGGAGGCCCGGCGCUACGUGCUGCGGAAGAAGCCCGCCGGCGCCAUCCUCCAGUCCGCCCACGCCGUCGAGCGCGAGUUCCAGGUUCUCAAAGCUUUGGGUGCCUACACGGAUGUUCCUGUCCCUAAGGUGUUUUGCCUUUGCACUGAUGCCAGUGUGAUCGGAACCCCAUUCUACAUAAUGGAGUAUCUGGAAGGAGCAUUAUAUCUUAAUAACAAGUUAACGGGAAUAACCCCAGAUAAACGGAGGAAUAUAUACUUGGCUGCUGCGAAAACUUUGGCUGCUAUACACAAAAUUGAUGCGACCGCAGUUGGACUGCAGAAGUAUGGAAAAAGAGACAAUUAUUGCAAAAGACAAGUAGACAGAUGGGGGAAACAAUAUCUUCAUUCAACUGGUGAAGGGAAGCCCGCGCGUUAUCAGAAGAUGCUUGAUCUGAUUGAUUGGCUGAAAGAAAAUAUACCAGAAGAAGAUUCAUCAACAGGAUUGGGAACUGGCCUUGUUCAUGGUGAUUAUCGUGUUGAUAACCUUGUUUUUCACCCAACUGAGGAUCGAGUGAUAGGUGUACUUGAUUGGGAAUUAUCUACUUUGGGGAAUCAGAUGUGUGAUGUUGCUUACAGCUGUAUGCCAUAUAUUAUUGAUGCAACACUCAGUGAAAAUAGUUCGUAUGGAGGAUUUGAACAUUCUGGCAUUCCAGAUGGCAUUCCUCAACUGGAAGAGUACCUAGCUGUGUACUGCUCUAUGUCUGCACGACCUUGGCCUGCAGCAAAUUGGAAGUUCUACAUUGCCUUUUCACUGUUUCGAGGGGCAUCUAUCUAUGCAGGAGUAUACCACAGAUGGACUAUGGGUAAUGCUUCAGGUGGUGAGCGUGCUAGAUUUGCCGGUAAGGCUGCCAAUGUUAUGGUUGACUGUGCCUGGCAUUACAUUAAUAGAGAAAAUGUCCUGCGAGCACACCCUGCUACAGGUAUGCAUGUCUUGAAGGCUCCCCGGCAAGGUUUUCAUGUAGAGCAGGAAGAUUCAACUUUGACAAAUGGUCAAGGAAAAUUUGUUCCUAGCGAAAAGGUUAUGCAGCUACGGCAAAAAAUAAUAAAGUUCAUGAAAGAUCAUAUAUAUCCCAAGGAGGAUGAGUUAUACAAACAUGCACAAUCAACCUCACGGUGGACAAUCCAUCCUGAAGAAGAAAAUUUGAAAGCAUUAGCAAAAGAGGAGGGAUUGUGGAACUUAUUUAUUCCGCUUGACAGUGCAGCUAGAGCAAGAAAGCUACUACUUGAGGACCAAUCUCAUGUUUCUGCUGGAAGUUCAAAUGAUCUUUUGCUAGGUGCUGGUCUCACAAAUCUUGAGUAUGGAUAUUUAUGUGAGAUUAUGGGCCGGUCAGUUUGGGCUCCACAAAUAUUUAACUGUGGUGCACCCGAUACGGGUAAUAUGGAGGUCCUGUUGAGAUAUGGGACUAAGGAGCAACAGAAGCAGUGGCUUGUUCCUCUACUGGAAGGGAAAAUUCGUUCGGGAUUUGCAAUGACAGAACCACAAGUUGCAUCUUCAGAUGCAACAAAUAUAGAAUGUGCAAUAUCCAGGCAGGGAGAUUUCUAUGUGAUAAAUGGCAGGAAAUGGUGGACCAGUGGGGCUAUGGACCCGAGGUGCAAAAUCCUGAUAUUAAUGGGAAAAACAGAUUUCUCUGCACCUAGACAUAAACAGCAGUCGAUGAUCUUAGUGGAUAUCAACACUCCCGGAGUGCAGAUAAAGAGACCAUUGUUAGUCUUUGGGUUUGAUGAUGCACCGCAUGGACAUGCAGAGAUUACUUUUGAUAACGUGCGUGUUCCUGUCACAAAUAUCCUCCUCGGAGAAGGACGUGGUUUCGAGAUUGCUCAAGGAAGACUAGGUCCUGGAAGAUUACAUCAUUGCAUGCGACUAAUAGGAGCAGCGGAACGUGGCAUGAAUAUGAUGGUUGAGAGGGCCUUAAGCAGGACCGCUUUUGGAAAGAAGAUUGCACAGCAUGGUUCCUUUCAGUCAGACCUGGCAAAGUGUCGGAUAGAACUGGAGCAAACUAGGCUUCUGGUGCUUGAAGCAGCCGAUCAACUCGACCGGCAUGGGAACAAGAAAGCCCGCGGGAUCCUCGCAAUGGCCAAGGUGGCGGCCCCAAAUAUGGCCCUGAAAGUGCUUGACAUGGCAAUACAAGUCCACGGCGCUGCUGGGGUCUCAUCCGACACGGUCCUAUCCCAUCUAUGGGCAACCGCUAGGACACUGCGGCUCGCCGACGGCCCUGAUGAAGUCCAUCUCGGCACGAUCGCAAAGCUGGAGCUGCAAAGGGCGAGGAUGUAAGAUCAGGACCAUAUAUAUUGAAUAAAAAGGGGGACGGCAAACUUCUGGAGAAGGUCAGUUAAGGACAUCAUCAGAGUCACGGGUAGAUAGAAUGGUGAAAUAAGUGGCGUUAGAUUCCUCCUCCAUGUACACUCCCUGUUUGCCUUGUCGAUUCCCUUGUCAUUUGUCCACUAGAACCAUGACACAUCUUUAAUUUUCGUCCUCUGUUGUAAAGAGUCCAACCCUACCAGCACAGUUACAUGAGUACCAGUGACUAUUACAGAUCUGAACAAUAGUUAUACACUACCAAUGGGCAUUGCAGAUCUGAACA